Penicillium malachiteum is the source of this 3177-nucleotide messenger RNA. RefSeq names its product putative PAB1 binding protein (Pbp1). The record is from RefSeq and is a predicted model, not a curated record. Gene Ontology annotation, biological process: cytoplasmic stress granule assembly. Bases 1 to 3177 code for a protein of 1058 amino acids. NCBI's taxonomy places the organism in Eukaryota, Fungi, Ascomycota, Eurotiomycetes, Eurotiales, Aspergillaceae. Gene Ontology annotation, cellular component: cytoplasmic stress granule. Gene Ontology annotation, molecular function: RNA binding. The transcript is spliced from 5 exons.
AUGGCUUCCACUCUCAACUCCGUGCCAGCUGCUAACAGCUCAUCUGGCAAUGCUGUUAACUCACAGAAUCCUGGUCGUCCCUCACUGAGGUCCAGCGCCAGCGCUAAGGGGGAUGGCCGCCGCCAAUCUGGCAGCCCCGGAGAUGGUGGUCAGCGGCGCACAAAUUCCCACAAGGCCUGGACCCAAGGGACCAACCCCAUCACCCAACGCUCCUCACACGCUUCGUCCAACGGAAACAUGUCUCGACAGUCAGGCUCUCCUCGGCCGAACCAAAAGGAGUCGAACACCCCCGAAAACCACGCUCAUGACCGCCUGGUCUUCUUAUUCGCCAGUUUUAUUGGCCUGCACACCGCUAUAACCACAAAGAACGGGGACAAGUAUACAGGUAUCUUUUCUUCUUCAACCUUGGAACCCAGCGAGUCAUCCUUCUCCCUCAAGAUGGUGCAACGUGCCUCAGACGAUAAUCAGUCCAAGACAAAUGGCGUGAGCCAGGCCGCCAGUCCAUACCUAGGUACUGGGAUUGAUCACGCUAUGGCUUUUGAUAUCAGAGAUAUUGCCGAUAUCUCUGUACCGAAUGUUGUCCCGGCACAGGUCUCUGUCAAGGAAUCAAAUGGAACGGCCGGAUUCAGAACUGACACUGAUAUCUCCGGACACCUUGCGGUCCGCGAGCGCACACUGCAACGUUGGGAACCAGCUGAGACGGAUAUUGACUUGUCCCUGGAAAGUGCCGCUGGCAACUCCUCCGGCUGGGAUCAGUUCGAGGCGAAUGAGCGUCUCUUUGGUGCAAAGACGAACUACGACGAGAACAUUUACACGACUGUCCUCGAUCGCUCAGACCCAGCUUUCCGCCAGAAGCAAGUUGAGGCUGCCCGGAUUGCCCGCGAGAUUGAAGGAACCGAUGUUGAUAAUCCCCAUAUGCGCGAGGAAAGAGGUCUCGUGGCUCCAGCCACUGGUGACGACGACGAAGAGGCCAAGUACAGCGGUGUUCAGCGCGAGAACAAGGCUUUCCCACCACUUCUUUCUGGACAGCCAAACAAGUACACACCCCCAGGACGCCGACAGGCAGGCGGCCCUGCGCCUCCAGCCAAGCAACCCGUAUCUGCCACCACCACUCCCACUCCAGCAGUGCCUCAGGCGAAAGAGGCGAAAGAGCAAGUUGCCCCGGUUGAGAAGCAACAGACACCGGCACCCAUCAAACCUUCUACCGAAGUUGAACAAAAGCCCGUUCCCGCCAAUCUGCCUCCAACUCCUCUUCCGACUGCAGCCCCCGCUGCAAAGCGCCCGAUCCCUGAAAAUGCGACUGCGAAUGUCGAAACUGAAGUUCUUGAUCAUUUCCGUCAGUUCGCAAACAACGAGAAAUUGAAAAUGCAAGAACGUCGCCGCAAUCAAGCCUCUUACGACCGGACUAUCAAGUUGAAUGAGUUGAUGAAGUUCUCCAAGAACUUCAAGCUGUCGACACCCGUUCCCAAAGAUUUAGUACCUAUAUUGGCCAAGGAUCCUCACAAACAAGAGGCCAUCAUCCAACGUGCUCACACGCAAGGAGACGUCAAACCUCCCACCAAAGUUACAGCCCAGGUUGCCGAGCAGAAGUCCGCAGCACGUGCUCCUGUGCCAACUGGACCAAUCACGCCUGCUGCACCUUCCGAUCGCCAGAAUUUCCGUGGCCGACAAGGGUAUCUCCCCACUGGUCCACUUGCUGGGCCAAGUGGCCGCUUUCCCCAGCAGCAGCAAAUGCAGCCCGGUCGCCCAGGUACAGGUACUCUGAGUGGCCGUCUGGCCGACAAUCUACAGCAACGGAAGGGAGGCAUCUCGACGGCCCCUGUUUCGGCGCCCAUGCCUAUUCAAGAUGCUCGUGGACCUCCUACUGGACCUGCCAGUGACCAACCACGAGUAACCAGCCCUGUGAAAUCACAGACGACACUCAACCUAUCUGCUGCAUCGAAGUUUAACGUUCGCGCCAUGGAGUUCAAGCCCAACCCGGCUGCUAGCACAUUUACCCCCGGUGGUCCUUCUACUGGAGCACCUGCUGCCAGCCCGCGUGCUUUCUCGCGAAAUCGCUCAAUCUCACGGGCGACGACUCCGUCUGCAUUCUUCGGAGUCCGGAAGCCACUCCCCAUCUCGGAACGACCAUCUAUUGAUGAUCAGUUCAACCCGAUCAAGCGCAUGAAGAAGGAGAGCGGAGACUCUACUGAGAAGCCCUUCAUUUUCAACGGUGGUAUCCCGCCGCCAUACAAAACCCUGCCAACGUGGGAUGUCCCCGAAGGUAAUGAGGAAAAGACUUAUGAUCAGAUGUUCAAGGUUCCCUUGGCCGUGCCUACAGUUUCUCCCCAAGGUCGCCCUGCGUCCAACAACCCCCACUUGCCUCAGCAACAUCAGAUGUCCUUCCAGUUCCAGCAGGGCAACCCAGGCAUGCCAGCCUCGUCUGGGCCUCCCAAUGGUCCACAUGUCCAUCACCCUGGCCCUCAUGUGGAUGAACACCAUCAUCGCAUGCAACUUUCUGCAUCCUCGUCUCAGGUCUUCCCGUCACCUCGUAUGCAGCAAAGCCAUUUGGGAUAUCCUUCCCCUAUGGCGCCUCCAGCGCAGCUCGCGUUCGGGCAGCCGAUGCCACAAUUUUAUGGAGGCCCGCAGCCAGGAGGUCAUAUGAGACAUUAUCAAGGUAAUCAUGGACCGCAAUUCGUUAACCCCCAAAUGGGAGCUCCUAUGAUGGUACAGCAACCCUCCAACGGUCCUUAUAUGGGAGUUCCCCAGGGAAUGUCGCCGUACAAUCCCCAGAUGCAGAUGUACUCUCCUUCUCCUGGCCACGCCUACCCUCAGCACGCACCGGCUCAGCCACACAGCGGCUACCCCAGUCCGAGCCGUGGCGCCCCGAUGAUGAUGCACCAAAACUCGCAAUCGGGCCAGCCACCUCAGCCCAUGAUGUUCAUGUCUCCUGGCCAACCUGGGUACGGUGGACAGCAACCAGGCCAUGCACCCCCUGGACGCGGCGGUUAUCCCCAGCAACAGGCUCAUUUCUCCUCGAGCCCUCACCAAGCCCAUCAUUUCCCUCCGAACCAACAACGUGCGCCCGGCAACAAUUUCAACCAAGUACCUCAGAUACCCCCUCAAAUGGCUUCCAAUACUCCUGCCAACUCCGGAUCUGGAGCACACCCCGGGGAGGCUACAGAUGAAGGCAAAUGA